CACCAAUGGUUGUUGGGUAUCUGGUGGGGAAGCCAUCACCGCCAUCUUUAGGAGCAAAGUUGCGCGGACGCGGGUUUUAGUAUACCCAAAGUUGAUCAUAAAGUGCGCCGGCUUUUGUAAACCCGCUGUUUGUGCUUUAAUUACAAGGAAUAUUAAGAGCCUAGAUAUUAAGGAUUAAUCAGUAAAUAAGACAAAUAUAAAUUAGAGACAAUGGGUGCGAAACAGUCCAGGAGGUCAGUCGACAUCACCACAUCGCCGAAGAAAGGAGAGGCCGAGAGUCCCGUCGAGGGUGAAGGAAAAGUGGAGAAGAUCGGCGAUCUGGACGCCAAGGUCACGACGAACGGAACCGCACCUCACACCGAAAUAGAAUUCGCGGACAAAGAGGAAGGCGAGAAGAAGGAAGAUGGCGAUGUGAUAAAGGCCAACGGUGUGCCCGAGGCGGCCGCCGCAGCAGCAGCAGAAUCCACAGAGGCUAAGACGCCUGUGGAGGCGGAGGGCGGAGAUCAGCUGAACGAGACAGCAACCACCACAGAGGUGAGCACGGAGAAGAGCACGGACGAGAAGAGCUCCGACGAGAAGGCCGACGAGACACCGGACAAGGAGAAGAAAAAGAAAGAGAAGAAAAAGAAGUGGUCUUUUCGGACAAUCUCGUUCUCCAAAAAGUCAAAGCCCAGCAAGGACAUUGAUAAGAACGGUGAUGUGAAGGAGGAGGAAGAGGGAGCCGAAGCCACUUCCCCAACUGUUGAGAGCCCAAAGGCCGAGGGUGAGAAGACCACCACCCCAGUAGUCGAGGCCGAAGAGAAGCCAGCGGCAGUGACCAACGGUGAGGCCACAACCGAAGAGGUAAAGGCCGUCGAGCCUGAGAAGCCAGCAGCAGCAGCCACCCCAGUCGCGGAAGCAGCGCCAGCUGAAGAAGCUAAGCAAGAGGAGGCGGCGGCUCCAGCCCCCGCUGCACCGGCAGCUGCCGAAGAAAAGGAAGAACCUAAAGUGGAGGAACCUCCGAAAGUAGUCGAAGAAGAACAACCCCAAGCUCCCACAACCACUGAGGAACCUAAACCCGUUGAACCCGUGGUCGAGGAGACGGCCAAAGAGGUGCGUACCGAGGAAGUCCCUCCUCCAUUACCUUCCUCUAACCCUCCUUCCCCGGUGACGGUUUUCGCUGAGUCGACCAAAGCAGAUGCGGUCCCAGUGGGUCAACUUCCAUCCGCGCCGACGGAAACUGUCUCUGAGCAGCAGCAACAACAACAACCCACGCCCUCAGAGGCAGUCGCCGCCGCCCCCGUCGCUGAGUCACAGCCCGCCCCCGCCGAGCCGGAAGUUAUCGUUUCCGCUCAGGCCGCCCCGACUUUAGCUGAACCACCUAAACCCGCUGCUGAAGCCGCCACCACCACCACUUCCGACCUCGAGGUCGCCAAGCAGGAGGAACCUGUGAAGGCUCCAGAACCAGAGAAGGCCUCAGAGUCUACCGAAAAGCUUCCUGAACCGGAGAAGAUUGCGGAACCAGAGAAGGCUCCAGAAUCCGCUGAAAAGCUUCCAGAACCCGAGAAGAUCGCAGAGUCCGCUGAGAAGCUUCCAGAAAUCGAAAAGGUCGUGGAAACGAUUCCUGAGAAGGCCCCAGAAACGUCUGAGAAAGCUCCAGAAUCGGAACCGAAAAAACCUGCAGAGAAAGCAGCUGAAGAUCUAGAAAAACUCCCAGAGAAAGCACUUGAAUCUCCGGAAAAGCCAGCAGAGAAAGCUCCUGAAUUUCCUGAAAAGCCAGCGGAGAAAGUACCAGAUUCUCCUGAAAAGCCAGCAGAGAAAGUAACAGAAUCUCCUGAAAAGCCAUCAGAGAAAGCACCGGAAUCUCCGGAGAAGGCACCGGAAUCUCCAGAAAAGAUUCCCGAACAAGCAUCUGAAUCUCCUGAAAAGCAAGCAGAAAAAGCACCCGAAUCUCAAGCGGUCGAAACAGUUCCUCAACCAGAGAAGGCUCCAGCGGUAGCAGAGUCUGUGCCAGAACCAGAAACGGUGAAAGAGCCAGAGACAUCUCCUAAGGCUGUAGAAGAAACUGAAACGCAAAUUCCUGAAGUCGAAACCAAGCAACCUGAAGCCGUGAAAGAGGCGGAACCAGAAAAGAAGGUGGUCGAAGAAGAAGCUAAGAAAUCGAAUGAAACUGAGGCAAUUCCAGAAGCUCAGUUGGACGCUGCAGCGGCUGUGGCGGAGGCGGUUCAGCCUACAUCUCUUCCAGAGCCGGUGUCGUCCCCCCUCAGUUCCGAAACUAUCACCCCCGUGGUCAUCAAUGCCGCCGAUUCCCUGCCGGACAUCUCCACCGAAUCUUCACUUCCUUCCCUUCCCGAGCAACCAUCCACGGAUAGCUUGCCGGAACCAAUGUCCCUGCCCCCAAUCGACGCCGCCCCCGAGCCAAUCGCACCCGAGGCGAUCGUCGCUCCCGAGGCCCCAAAAACCGUUACAGAUAUUCCCAUCCCCGGCGAAGCCGUCGUUCUCACCAAUGGGAACGCGAAUGGACUGCCUUCGCCCGUUGAAAAUGGUGACGCGAAGCCACCACAAUCCAUUGAUGGACCUCUGAAACAGGUUGUUGCCGCAACCCUCGAGGAAAGGAGAGAUGAUGGAGACAAGACGGCCGAAGUUGUGGAAGCGCCCGCAGCUGCAGCCGCCGCCACCGUCGAGGAGUAAGUUCAGCACACGAACCGCGACAACCCCGCCACCCCCCCAACUUUUUUUUUUGAAUUGUUUAUAUUAUAUAAUGGGAACUCUUUUUUUUUUAAUGUGUUAAACCAAAAAAAAAUACUGCAAAAAAAUUAUAUAUUAUAUUGAUGAAAAAAGAAGUAUAACAAAAAGCGGAUCAUUCCUUGGGCAGUGACCGUUGUUCGACCAAAAGAAAAACCAACAAACUGCCAAUCUAAUUAGACUAUUUAUAUUUACGGAAAAAAAAAAAAAAUUUUGAAAUUGUGAAGAGUUAAAAGUAACGAUCGGAGGAGAAGUUUUGUAGAUCCACUUCGCACGCGCGCAAAAUUUUCGAACGAAACGUUCUUUGUUUUUUUUUUUUAAAUUUUUAUUAAAUAAAUUAAAUACUCUCGAUGAAAACGUCUUCAUGAAUGGAAAGAAAAGAAAGAACGUUUCGUGGAGAUUCGAUUUCAUAAACGUGACAUAAACGACGUUCAAUUUAAAACAUUAAAAAUCAUAAGCAUAUACAAUUGUAAAAAAUAGUGUUUAGCGAUUUUAGUAUAUUUAGAGCUUCAUUCAAUAAAAAACUGGAUGGAUUAAUUCGUAAAGAAAUCCCAUCAUCACACACAUCAUUAAAAGAAAAGAAAAGAAAAGAAAAAGAGUUAUCAACAAAAACCCUUAAUAAUAAUGAAUCAGAAAACGAGAGAUAUUUUCGUAAAAAAAUAGUCCUUUUUGUACUGCUUUUUGUAAAGAAGAAGAA
Nicrophorus vespilloides is the source of this 3421-nucleotide messenger RNA. Its product is annotated as fibrous sheath CABYR-binding protein-like. The transcript has 6 exons. NCBI's taxonomy places the organism in Eukaryota, Metazoa, Arthropoda, Insecta, Coleoptera, Silphidae. The record is from RefSeq and is a predicted model, not a curated record. The coding region runs from base 211 to 2670 and encodes 819 amino acids.